UGCUCGAAUAGAAGAAUCUCACUCUCCCAUUUCUCCCCCACCAAAACCCUAAAAAGUGUCUUCUUCUUUCCAGCGACAGAUAUGGCGACAUCACCGGCUCUGCAGACGACGCUGUUCCUGUCCGCGAAUUCACUGAAGCAAUCGACCGGAGUUUCUCUGCAACCGAGGAGUUUGAUUUUCAAGAAGAGAGCGUCCUCCGCCGUGGUCUCCGCCGUCGGAGAUGUCUCCGCCGACGGAACCACCUACUUGAUCGCCGGAGCCGUCGCUGUAGCCCUUAUCGGUACCGCUUUUCCGAUCAUCUUCAAGCGUUCCGACACGUGUCCGGAAUGCGACGGGGCGGGAUUCGUGAGGAAAUCGGGGUCGUCUUUGAGGGCGAACGCAGCACGGAAGGAUCAAGCCCAGAUCGUUUGCGCCAACUGCAAUGGACUCGGCAAGCUUAACCAGAUCGACAAAUAAAAAUCUUUUUAUUACAUUUAAUAUUAUUCAUAUAAUAUAUGAUCUGUGUACAACAUCUCCCCUAAACACGAACCAUGUAAAUUUAAGAUCUUUGAUCUGUAGAUACGCCAUGAGCAACUGUUUUUUGUUCUUUCUUGUUUUCAUGAGAAAUUUCCUGAUAUAUAACCGGCAGAAGACCGGUUCGUUUUAAGCAAACCGAACCAGUUCAUGCUUCCCUCUUA
This is a messenger RNA of Tarenaya hassleriana, 677 nucleotides long. RefSeq lists its product as uncharacterized. The record is from RefSeq and is a predicted model, not a curated record. NCBI's taxonomy places the organism in Eukaryota, Viridiplantae, Streptophyta, Magnoliopsida, Brassicales, Cleomaceae. Gene Ontology annotation, cellular component: chloroplast thylakoid membrane. Bases 82 to 456 code for a protein of 124 amino acids. The transcript has 2 exons.